GCGGCGGCGGGCGGCGGCGGCGACGCGGCUACCGCUGGCACCAUGAACCCGCUGUAACGCGCAAGCUGCGCGGCGCGGCGGCAAGGGGGGAGGUGGAGGAGGACGCCACGGUGAAGUUCUCCGCCAUGAACCUGAGGGGCCUCUUCCAGGACUUCAACCCAAGUAAAUUCCUCAUCUAUGCCUGUCUGCUGCUGUUCUCUGUGUUGCUGGCCCUUCGUCUAGACGGCAUCAUUCAGUGGAGUUACUGGGCCGUCUUUGCUCCAAUAUGGCUGUGGAAGUUAAUGGUCAUUGUUGGAGCCUCAGUUGGAACUGGAGUCUGGGCACGAAAUCCCCAAUAUCGAGCAGAAGGGGAAACGUGUGUGGAGUUCAAGGCCAUGCUGAUCGCCGUGGGCAUCCACUUGCUCCUGCUGAUGUUCGAAGUGCUGGUCUGUGACAGGCUCGAGCGAGGCAGCCACUUCUGGCUCCUGGUCUUCAUGCCGCUCUUCUUCGUCUCCCCGGUGUCUGUGGCAGCUUGUGUUUGGGGCUUUCGACAUGACAGGUCCCUGGAGUUAGAAAUCCUGUGUUCUGUCAACAUUCUCCAGUUUAUAUUCAUUGCCUUAAGACUGGACAAGAUCAUCCACUGGCCCUGGCUUGUCGUGUGUGUCCCCCUGUGGAUUCUCAUGUCUUUUCUGUGCCUGGUGGUCCUCUACUACAUCGUGUGGUCUGUCCUGUUCCUGCGCUCCAUGGACGUGAUCGCCGAGCAGCGGAGGACACACAUCACCAUGGCGCUGAGCUGGAUGACCAUCGUCGUGCCGCUCCUGACUUUUGAGAUCCUGCUGGUUCACAAGCUGGACGGCCACAACGCAUUCUCCUGUAUCCCGAUAUUUGUCCCCCUGUGGCUUUCCUUGAUCACCCUGAUGGCAACCACAUUCGGGCAGAAGGGCGGAAACCACUGGUGGUUUGGGAUUCGCAAGGAUUUCUGUCAGUUCCUGCUUGAAAUCUGCCCAUUUUUGAGAGAAUACGGAAACAUUUCCUACGACCUCCACCAUGAAGGUAAUGAGGAAACUGAAGAAACGCCAGUUCCAGAACCUCCUAAGAUUGCUCCUAUGUUUCGAAAGAAGACCAGGGUGGUUAUCACCCAGAGCCCUGGAAAAUAUGUCCUCCCACCUCCCAAAUUAAAUAUCGAAAUGCCAGAUUAGACAGCCCCUCCUGGGGCGGGUCGUGGGUGGACCUGGCCCGCACUCUCCCGCCUCCCUCUGCGUCUCCGUUCACCUCCUCCCCCCGCCCUGCCCCCGAACUGGAGCUGGAGCUGGGUCUCCAGGGACUUCCAUCUCAUGCCUUGUCUGCACUCAAUGCCUACCAGUGACUCACCGUGAUGGGACAUGCGGGUGGCAGGCACCUGGAACACGCAGUGUGGUGUGGGGCGCGGGCCCGCGGCUGUGGAUCUGAUGGAGGGAGCGUGUGGAGAGGGAAGAGCGAUGUGCCCCGGGCAGGUGCCUAUGGAGCUGGCUCAGACCCAUUCGGGAUGGCUGAGUAGGCCUGAGAAGGCAUGGCUACACGGCAGGUUUUCAAAGUGUGAAAAUUCCCAUCAAAAGUGUUAUUGAAAAAAGUAUUUUUGAACCAGGCCGGCCUGGCCAUGUGGCUCAGCGUCCCCUGCUGUGACGUGGGCAGGGGGGCUGUGAGCAGGCCUCGGGCCCUGCGUGUGCCCAUGCCGCCUUGACUGGCCGUGCUCCUGCCGUGGACGUUGUUUCUCUCUGGGCUUUUACUGGCCCCCUUGGUGAGCCCUUUCUAAUGGAGUGACUCCGUGCCUGUAUAGUAUUUAUACAAAUAUUUUAGCAUUGUAACAUACCGUGUUAAAUCCUAGUUCUGUACAGUAUAUUCUGUUAAAGUAUUUUUUUACAAGCAUGUACUGGAGACAUACAUGUUCUGUCGCAGAAGUAGAAGCCAGUGACAGCCCUGUCCCGCUCACUGGAGGCCGCCCCUUCCUGGGACAUUGCCUUUUCCCCUCCAAUUUCUCCAUGUACAGAGUAGCUGCUCCUACCAGAAGGGCCACUGUAAGGAAGAAGCGGUUUGUGCUUUUCCUGACAUGCUAGAAAGUCUGACUUGCAGAAAACCAUAAAGCACAACUGGAAACUGGAACACUGGGGAAGGGGGCCGAGACUAGGAACGGCCCACAGAGUGUGUGCGUUGAGGUCCGGGGCUUUUUGUCCACCCCAAUGAUGGCCCCGUGCUUUUGGCUUAGAAAGAAAGACCACCGCUCCAGGAGCCAGGGCUACAGCUGUGAGUCAGAGGGAAGAAAGCAGCUGCGAUGGGAACAAGUAGGCCAUGAGUAAAAGAAGGAAAAAAGGAGCUCCGGCAUGCUCACGCGGGAGCAGGGUGGAGGGGGAGGGGGCAGCUGCUACCUUCUCUAAACUGGGCUGCGCUGACAUCCACUGUGCCCGCCGCUCCACCCUGGUGCCAGCCUGAAGCAAGCCUGUGCUGUCUGCAGGGGGACACUUGGAAUGGUGUCACCUUUCCUGCUUGGUGUGUAACAAAUGUAGCCUGAUCCACUCUUUUUGCCCCCUUUAGCUGUUCAAUAAACAGGUUUCUCAUUU
Molecule: messenger RNA, 2573 nt
Organism: Hippopotamus amphibius kiboko
Lineage: Eukaryota; Metazoa; Chordata; Mammalia; Artiodactyla; Hippopotamidae
Gene: TMEM185A
Product: transmembrane protein 185A
Exons: 7
Coding region: 126-1178 (350 amino acids)
Cellular component (GO): dendrite
Source: RefSeq, a predicted model, not a curated record